Messenger RNA from Daphnia magna, 1783 nucleotides. Its product is annotated as vesicle-associated membrane protein/synaptobrevin-binding protein. Lineage: Eukaryota; Metazoa; Arthropoda; Branchiopoda; Diplostraca; Daphniidae. Gene Ontology annotation, cellular component: plasma membrane; endoplasmic reticulum membrane. Gene Ontology annotation, biological process: endoplasmic reticulum membrane organization. Gene Ontology annotation, molecular function: FFAT motif binding. The record is from RefSeq and is a predicted model, not a curated record.
CCAAUGGUGAAUUUAGCCGUUGUAGAAGAGUCUUGAAUAAAAUCAUCCCAAACUUAAUCAUUUUUACAUUACAUUGGAGUGCGUCAUGUCGAAAGCCGAGGCCAUUCUAAAAAUCGAACCUGAAAAUGAGCUACGAUUUCGAGGACCAUUCAAAGAGCCUGUCUCUGUGGUGAUGAAGCUGUCCAACAAUGUGGACAAGAAAGUUUGCUUCAAGGUGAAAACCACUGCUCCCAAACGAUACUGUGUGAAACCAACCACAGGAGUCAUAGGCCCAAAGGAAGCUGUCACAAUUCUAGUCACUUUACAGCCAUUUGAUCCAAAUGAUCCUAAUGAAAAGGGGAAGCACAAGUUUCAAGUGUUGUCUGUGCUGGCACCUGAAGGAGAAUUUAACAUUGAAACCUUGUGGAAAGAAACUUCUUUGGAAAUAAUCAAUGAUUGGAAACUCAAGUGUGUACUUGAAACACCAGAUGAAGCUGGGACUGCUGCUGCUUCUGCAGCACCUACAGUAGCUGUGACAAAUUCAGCUUCUGCUCCAGCACUCCCGGUUGCUGCUCCCGUUGCUGCUCCAGUUGUCAAGACUGAAGAAAAAACUUCAAAAGAUGCCUCUAUGCAAAAAGUCAGCAACUUGGAAUUGGAACUGCGCAAGGCUUCCGAUGAGAUUACCCGACUUAGAGAAGAGCUUAGUUCAGCAACGAGAGAAAAUAUUCAAUUAAAAGAAGAAGGAUUGCGGCUAAGACGCAGUAAUGUAUCUUCCGGUACGGAAUCAGCAGGUUUCAAGCCAGAGCAGCCUCCUCUCAUGUAUCGUCAACCUGGCCAGGAUUCAGUAGCGACCGUCUCGUCUCCAAACGUCCUAUAUAUUGUGGCUGCCCUUUUACUGGGUAUCAUAAUUGCGAAGCUCUUCUUCUAAGAAAAGGAACAAUACCGAGAGUUGGCAUAUUGGUAUACUUUCUUCUACCCAACAGAAUGGGAGUAGGGCUAAUAUAUCUCUUCAUUUCAAGUCUCCUUCAUGUUUUCUGACGAAAUUAUUCUCCGCCUUGUUUUUUUCCUGUUUGUUUUUUCAUACAGCGCUCUGCAAAGCAUUCAACCGAGAAAAACUAGCCCAUGAAUUUUUCUUCGUGUAAACUAAAUGAUUGCGCAACUGCCCACACCCGAACAGCUCAGUUUUAAGUUUCCAGUUGUGCAGGAAGCUGUGGGUUUUUGCACGGGGCGCUGAGAAAGAUAGCUAGUUAGUUGUUUCUCUCCCAAAUUUUUGAUAGUAGUUAUGUAACAGUUGGCUUAGAGUUUAGUUAUGCCCGUUCACACCUCCAUCUCCUUUUGUAUUUUUCUAUUCCUUUCUCCUAAGAAGUCCACACAAUCCCCUUACUGGAAAAUAUUACCUUGGUUCAACUAUUUAACAGUUUUGGUUAAGCAGGCGUUCAAUAUAUAUAAACAAUUAUCCAAACUCGUGUUUUCUAUAGUGGAAGUUUAUCUUUCUCUUUUUUCCAACGUCCUUAAUUUCUGUUCUCAUUUAUUGUGCCGUUUUGGGGAUUGUCCAGCUUAAGAGAAGUUGUCGAAGUUCCAACGGUCGAGAAACAAUUUUCUGUCCCUUGGAAUUUUUUGCUAUCCCUUUCCCUUUUAUUUUCUGUAAUAAUUUCCAGUUUGCUGGAACCUUUGUUGGCAUAUUUGAACGAGAUGAAAAAGAAAAAAAAAAACCUAGUUGUGCAGCAAGUGUCCCCGUAUGAUAAUUCUUGUUUUCCUCCUCUCUGGGCCAAUAAAGCUAAAUAAAAAACCCAAUAACCAUGUA